AUGUUUACAUUUACUAGUUUCCUAUUCAUUUAAAACUUGUUAUUACUUUUGGCUUGAAACGUAUUUUUUGUCCAACUCCUUAACACUAAAUGUAUGCCUUUACUAUAUGCUUCAUAAAUGUCAAGGUUGUAUGCUGAAAAUCAAAACACGUAAUGUUUUGAAUAAGUUUGUAAAUAGUUAGGCUAUGUUGUGUAUUGUGCAUAUUUAUUAUAAAAGAAAUAAGUAACAUAUAUAACUUAUACAUUUUAUUAAUGUGCGUGGUGUUAUAAUUUUUAGCUACUGAUAGGUUUUUUUUCUGAAAUUAAAUCAGAAUAAUUUGUAAGUGUUAUAACCUUUGAAUAAAGUGUUUUGUUUUAGUGUUACAGCUGCCAUUGUCAUGGAUACUAAUAUGACCUGUAACAGUAAAAUAAUAGAAGAUCCUGGAUUAUAUCAGAAACCACCAGAUUUGAUACCAGACACAUUAUCUUCAGUUAGAGUCACUGGAAGUUUAACUAUUCCAGAGGAUCUUACUCAAGAGGACAUCCAUUCAGUUAUUACUGUGGCCAGAGUGGAGAACUUCUGUCGUAUCUGUGGCAUGGAGAAUGAUCAGAAUAACUUGGUGUAUAUAUUUGGAGCCAGUGGUAAUGAUCUUGAACUUCAAAGGAAAAUCAUCAUGCACCUUCAUUUACAGGUGGACAAAGAUGAUCAGCUGCCCCAGCAAGUUUGUAACAAUUGUGUCUGCCACCUCAAUAUCUGCCACCAGCUGUUUGAAAUCAGUCAUGCUGCUAACUCGAAGUUGCGCCAGUUGUUCCUUCUUCCCCAGAUGACAGAAAAUGGAGAACUGUGCCUGAAUAUGCCAAUUGAUAUCAUAACUGACUUGGAAGCCUUACAUGAUGAGGUCCAACCUGAAGUUCAUAUAGAGGAUGGAGAGGCAUCAACAUCCGAAAUUAAGAGCUGUGUCAGUAACAAGGAACAGGAUUCUUCUGUACAGUCUAAUAUUCAUUUAUUUGAGGGAAAAAAUAGUGGAACCCCAGAAAAUACCAAGUCAGUAACUGUUGAGAAGGUAGAAAAUCUUGCGUCCUUACUCUGUGACGUUUGCGGCAAACACUUUAAGGCCCCUGCCAAUCUACAAGUGCAUAAACGCACACACCUAGAUGAAUCUCUCAAGAAGAAACAUCACUGCUCUGUGUGUUCAAAGUCUUUCAGAUCUCACUUCCACCUCUCAGAGCACAUGAACUACCACAGGGGAGUGAAACCAUACAGUUGUAAUGUCUGUGGCAAGGGGUUCCACAGCACAGCACAGCUGCGUCAGCACACAGAAGUGCACGCACAAGAUGAGAAGAAACAUGUGUGCACAGUGUGUGGAGUGCGGUUCAAUCGAAGAAGUAACAUGCGGUUACACUUAAAGAUUCACGCAGAGGGUCGCAGCUUCCGGUGUCGCCUAUGUUCUCAGACGUUCCCAACCUUAAACGCCAUGAUGUCACACAGGAAGUCACAUUCUCAGGAGGAUAUCAAGAGGAGAUUGAGUCUCAAUUUGGUGAAGAAUAAAGAUUGCAUAUAUACAUGUGAGGUGUGCGGGAAGGUGCUAACAGACAAACGCUCACUAGCAACACACCUAGACCUCCACAGGCAAGAAGAAAGCAGUGGCUUUCAGUAUAAAUGUGAGGAUUGUGGGAAGGUGCUACGCUCCAGACAGACACUCGCCUACCACCGACAGUCGCAGCACUCUAUUGAGCGCCGUUUCCAUUGCUCUUAUUGUUCAGAAGGUUACAUGACACAGAAGUUGCUGCAAGCUCACGAGCGUACGCAUACUGGCGAGAAACCUUUCAAAUGUGAAGUUUGCUGGAAGGGGUUCAGAUCUAGGAGCAAUCUAGCACAACACAUGAUGAAACACAAAGGGGAACGGAACUUCGAAUGUACCAUUUGUGGAAAGUGCUUUUUUAGAAGAGGAGCUCUAACUGUGCACCAUAGGAAGCACACAGGAGAGAAGCCAUUCAUUUGUGAUAUAUGCGGCCGACCGUUCAGUCAGAAGAAUGACAUGCUGAAACACCAGAGAAGUCACAGUUCUUGUGAUGGUGUUAAGAAACAAAUCACAACUGAAGUAGUCAAUGACUCUAAAGACACUGUCAAUGUUAUCCCACUAAUUAUCACAAACAAUGUGUUUGAAACCCACAUUAUAACGGAGGACGGGCAAAAAAUUGUUUUCACAUCAGUUGAGGCUUUAGGUGAUGUCAAUACUGAAACGAUCCCAUCCAAUAUUGUUUAGUUGAGCAUUCAAGAUUUUUUUAUAUUUAUUAAUUGAAUACAACUAAUAUAGUUGCCUUUUGUAACACAAAAUGUCCAAUGUUACAAUAUUCAUAUUAAUUUAUACAUUCAAAACACCACUUAAAUGUUAAAGAAGCCUUAUCUACAGGAUGUCCAUAAAUUUCUUUAUGAAACUUCAUCAAUUGGUUUGUAAGGUCAAAAUAAGUAAGAUAAAUUAUCACUGAAAAAAUCAACUGAAAUUUCUAUCGAUUGGUUUCAAAACAACGGUUUGAAAUUUAAAAGUUCUAAAACACAUUUCUUCAUUUCACACAUCCCAUUCCAAAAUUGAUGCUUUUUCCGACAUUAGAUUACCAACUGGAGAUAUUUGCACAAUUUCUAAUACAUAAACAUUUCUAGGAACUGGAUGACAUCCUGAAAUGGGAGCUUCAGAUAAAUAAAUAUGCUUACAAAAAACUGUCUUAUUAGCAAGUCAAUAUUUUUCUUAAAGAUUAUAUAUGUGUUGACAGACAGACAGAUCACAUUAGCUGUAUACCAGAGUUAUUUUAUUUCUCUAAUAAGGUGUAGUAUUAUCUUUUUGGGAGGAGCAUCAAACAAUGAAUUAAUUUUUCUUCUUUAAAAAAGGUUACUGGAUUAGUUAUACAACCUAACUGCAAACAACUCUGACACCGGGUGUCAACCCCGAGGUUCUUUGCAUACUGUGAUGGUUUAAGAUAGAAUUAGGUUUCUUGUGUUAUAAAGAUGUGAUACUAUUGUUAUGUAUAUUUAUAUGAAAAUACAUUGUGUAAUUGCCUUUGUGCUACAAUGUUUGUUACUAUUGAGAGUGUUUAUUAUUGUUAUGACUUGUAGUAUACAGAUUUUAGACUUCUUUAUUUUUACAUUGAUUUGUACAGUAUUACAUAACUAUUGUAUUCUAUUUUAUAUUAUAUAAUUAUUAUAAUAGUAUUAUAAAUAAUUGUGUUAUAAUAGUAUAAUGGUAACCAUAUUGUUCGAGGUUGAAGAAAAUAACUAUUAUCCUUGGUAAGUGGCAUGAACCUGAGCAUACUAUAGUAAACAUACACAUAAAUUGCUUUGUGCAGCACAACUCACCACUUACCUGUCACUACUGUCCUUACUCCCCAUAGAUCAGUGAAACAUAAUGGAAUUAGUAACAGCUUAUUGUAUAAAACAGCUGUUUCAAGCCCUGUGUUUGAAACACAGUUUGAACUUCAUAAAGUUCAAACUGUGUGUUACACCCUUACUAUUUAACAUGAAGCUUAUGUGUUACAAAACAAUCACAUAAUAAAUUAUUUACUUUCUGUAAAAAAUUAUAUUUUUUGUAACAAAUUUUAAAUUUUAUUGGCUAAAUUAAGUUGUGAAAACAAAUGAAUUGAAAAUGUGUUUAAAUAUAUCUACGAGGCACUUAAUGGUGUUAAAUAUUGGGGACUGGACGAUUUGCUUUCUCUCGUGGGUUUUAGUAUUUGAGCAAAAAUACUUUUUUGGCUUAGAAAUCUUAAAAUUACUUACUCAUUAAAUAAUCAGUUUACAAUUUAAUCAUUAAGUAAUGAUGUCAAAUGUUACUAUUUAAAUACAUGCUAAUGUAACUUCCAAUUUGGAAUUUAAUAUUAACUUUUUGAUGAAUACAAAUAUAUUGAUGAUGCCCUUCUGUCGUACUAUGUGUUUCACAACUAUAAUAUAAAAUUAAAUUAAGUAUUAUUUUGAAGUGUGGCGAUGAUGACGACACCUCUGUCUAAUUUGACAACCUAACAAAUUGUACCAAGCUUACAGUAUUCCUGUAAGUUCAGACUGUGAGACUGAACCCUAAGGCUAGGGACACAGUCCCGGUUACCGGGAUGCCGGAGAUGAUGAGAACAUGUAGUUUGUUGAAGAGCGCACACACAAUGCCGGUGCUGUGCGGCACGCAAGCAUGCUACCGGCGACCGGGAUCCCUGCAGCCAGUGAAAAUCGGGUUGGCAAUACAAAACACUUGAUAUCUGUCGUGCGUGCUCACACAGUGCCGGCCGCCGGGUCCCGAUUCCAGUCAAGUCUGUGUGUCAGUGGUGUAGCUGAUGUGGUGUGCUGCUGGUUUGUGUAUCGUGUUUUACUGUCGAGGGUAGUGUAAAGUUGCGAUAAUGUUUGAUACAGACAAAUUUAUAGAAUGUGUCCACGGUAUUCCAGCGUUAUGGAACAUUUUUCAGCUUUAGCAUCUACAUUGAAUGGAUGAACCCAAUGUACCCUAUUUCGUUGUUUUGGUAAUUCAUUUAGAGCCUCUAAACAACAAACUAACUUCACUUUGGAUAGCAUGAUUCGUUCCGAACAACACUCAAAGGUUAACUGAGAGACAAUUUGGUGUUUAUCGCCAGGACUGUGUGGCCAGCACACAACAAACCAUUUACCGGCAACCCGGUGGUCGGCAUCCCGGUAACCGGGACUGUGUGUCCCUAGCCUAACAAUAUAUCUGGUUCCUCAUUUUGAUUAUUUCUUUGUGUAUGAUAAGGUAUACUGUUUUUUUUUUUUUUAUGCAUCACAGCUUGUCUCUUUAUUUUAGGUUCAAUAUUAAACCUAAAAAUAGAAAAAGAAAGUAAAAACCUUCUGAUAUUAUUCUUAAAAGAACAUAUUUUAUAUAUUUAUCUAUACUCUAAAGAUUUUACACAUUAAACAAUAUUUCAUUGGAUUAUUUAGUUCAUAUAAUUUAUUUUAAUUGUUUGGAGGAAGGUCAACCUCAGAUUUCCUUUUAGCUGAGUAAUAUCCAUACCUACCGUCAGCACUCAAUACACAUCACUAUCCACAGACAAAUAUUACCAUUACAUUCCUUGAUCCCAAUACACAAAUCACGUAAAUUAAUUUAAUUUAGAAUUGAUUAUUGUACUAGGUAUAUCCAGAAAGUAAGUAUACUGAGGCUCUCACAGCCGGAAGGAUUAUUUUCUCAACAUGUUGGUUACACUGCUGUGUAGUCUGAUUCCUCCCCUCCACAACGAGACCGGCUCGAGAUCAAUACAUUGAGAUUAUUCAGCAAGUUUGGUUUUAUUCAUAUAGAGCCAUUUUUUAGUUUUUCUUUUCUACAGUUUUAAAAUUUGUAUUUGCAUUUUAUUUUCAUAAUCUACUACAUUUAGUCAUUGUAAUAUGCUUUCUGCUUUCUUACAUUUUUUUUAUUUCCGAUGACGGAAUGUGAUUGGGCAGUGAUCUGGUGACUAGUUCUCAAACUUAUCAGGUUUUCCACUGUUUCAGAGCCAAUAAGCAUUUGAUGACAAUAUUAAACCACUGUGUACAUUUUGUAAGUGCAAAGCUCACUGUUUACAUACAAUUAGAUCAAAUUAUUUUAAAAAAACAGCUGCUGGAACUUACUGCCCAAAAUUGAUGUUUUUAGAUGCAAUUAUUGUAUUGAUAUUUGAAGCUCAAUAAAUGUAUUAAUUAAA
Homalodisca vitripennis (glassy-winged sharpshooter) is the source of this 5636-nucleotide messenger RNA. Its product is annotated as zinc finger protein 260-like. Gene Ontology annotation, biological process: regulation of transcription by RNA polymerase II. Gene Ontology annotation, molecular function: zinc ion binding; DNA-binding transcription factor activity, RNA polymerase II-specific; RNA polymerase II cis-regulatory region sequence-specific DNA binding. The record is from RefSeq and is a predicted model, not a curated record. Lineage: Eukaryota; Metazoa; Arthropoda; Insecta; Hemiptera; Cicadellidae. The transcript has 11 exons. Bases 377 to 2245 code for a protein of 622 amino acids. Gene Ontology annotation, cellular component: nucleus.